AUGUCUUACAAACCAAACUUGAACGCGCACAUGCCCGCCGCCUCCCUCAACGCGGCUGGAAGUGUCCACUUUCCUUCUACCAGCAUGGCAGCAUCCUCACAGUACCGCCAGCUGCUGAGUGACUAUGGACCCCCAUCCCUUGGCUACACCCAGGGAACUGGGAACAGCCAGGUACCCCAAAGCAAAUAUGCUGAGCUGCUGGCCAUCAUCGAAGAGUUGGGAAAAGAGAUCAGGCCCACCUACGUGGGAAGCAAGAGUGCCAUGGAGAGACUAAAACGAGGCAUCAUUCACGCUAGAGGACUGGUUCGGGAGUGCUUGGCUGAAACAGAACGGAAUGCCAGAUCCUAGCUGCCUCAUUCGCUUGGAAGGCUUUCCAUCUUUUUACAAGAUGAGAAGCUAUAGUUCAUCUCCCCUGUUCAGAUGAACUCUUGUUUUCAAAAUGUUAACAGUUUGUUUUUAUUUCUCCCCGUUUCCCUCCCAUGGUUCACUAGGCUCUGAACCUAGACUUUAAGCCUGAGAAGAGAUUUUGCAGUUGAUUAGGAUUUGUGUUUUAAAUAGUUAGGAAGUACCUGGGUUUUUUUUCCCUUAAGCAUUGAUU
Messenger RNA from Choloepus didactylus (southern two-toed sloth), 598 nucleotides. RefSeq names its product cyclin-dependent kinase 2-associated protein 1-like. The coding region runs from base 1 to 348 and encodes 115 amino acids. Gene Ontology annotation, cellular component: cytoplasm; nucleus. The transcript has a single exon. The record is from RefSeq and is a predicted model, not a curated record. Lineage: Eukaryota; Metazoa; Chordata; Mammalia; Pilosa; Megalonychidae.